Messenger RNA from Trichomycterus rosablanca, 874 nucleotides. It is a transcript of the gene snx10b, whose product is annotated as sorting nexin 10b. The transcript has 4 exons. Gene Ontology annotation, molecular function: phosphatidylinositol phosphate binding. The coding region runs from base 69 to 557 and encodes 162 amino acids. Gene Ontology annotation, cellular component: endosome. The record is from RefSeq and is a predicted model, not a curated record. Gene Ontology annotation, biological process: vesicle organization; intracellular protein transport; cilium assembly. NCBI's taxonomy places the organism in Eukaryota, Metazoa, Chordata, Actinopteri, Siluriformes, Trichomycteridae.
UUGUAUCUCUGCCGUUAUUCGGACGUUAUCGUGGGGGCUCUUUGUCGCUGCUCGGUCUCUGAAGUCCUAUGAAGGAGUUUGUCAGCGUGUGGGUCCGGGAUCCUCGCAUUCAGAAGGAGGAUUUCUGGCACGCUUACAUGGAUUAUGAGAUCUGCAUACACACGAACAGCCUGGCCUUUAAUAAGAAGAGCUCUUGUGUGCGGCGGAGGUUCAGCGAGUUUGUGUGGUUGAGACAGAUGCUGCAGAAAAAUGCUUUACUCAUAGUCGAUCUACCGGCGCUUCCACCGAAGAACCCCUUUUUCAGCCUCAACAACGCCAGGCAGAUUAGCGCCCGCAUGGAAGGACUGAGGCACUUUCUGGAAGAGGUGGUUUCUAACCCAGUGCUGUUAUCAGACAGUUGUCUGCACCUCUUUCUGCAGUCUCAGCUCAGCGUGAGGAAGAUCAAGACCUGUGCUGAAGGUCGGAGUCAGUACACGGUGGUUCAGGCCAUUCAGGACUACAGCACCCUGCGCUUCAGCUCUCAGGAGAGCUCGCUGGAGGACACGGACUCGGACUGACCACCUUCAGUCGCAUGUUUAUUGGUUCAUGGCUUUUAAUAUCAUAAGAAACUCAAUCAAAGUACAGGGUAUUUGCAGAAGAUGAUUGCUCCUUCUUGUUUUUCCCCUUCAAAUAAAGUACAGUGGCAUGAAAAUGUAUGUGAACGGGGUGAAAUUAACUGGAUUUCUGCAUUAAUUACCUUAUUAAUACUGUCUUUGACUAAAGGAUAUCAGUGCUUUAAAUUCUACCUAUGGACGUCUUGCAGACAUUUCUAGAACUAGCAACACUACAAAAUCUCACCCCAAAUGUGAAGUAUCAUGGAUAAUAAUAAUAACAA